GCAGUGUGCCGGCGUCCGCCUACGCAGUAGGUCGGCCGAUGCUCCGCUCUCUAGUCGCGUAGUAACUCUUUCACAUUUUCGUUUCAAUUUUCGAUUUAGGGUAACGGCAGCUGCUUAAACUAGAACUUAAAAUGUAGAUAACCCGCUUUCGUGCUUAGUCAUUCGGAGACCCUCGAGCAGUCGAGUGAAAACCUAAAAUACCGAAUCGUGUGUGUGUGGUGUUGAGCUUUGUAUUUUUUACGCGGUAAACAUUGGUUUUGUAUUGAAAAAGUAGAUUCAGCAAUGCCAGUUCGAAGAGGACACGUCGCUCCACGGACUACAAUCAUCGAGACAAUUAUACGAAAAUUUGACACUCAUAACCGGAGCUUCCUGGUGGCGAACGCGCAGCGGGGGCUAUGCCACAUCAUCUACUGCUCGGACGGCUUCUGCCGCAUGACGGGCUUCAGCAGGGCGGAGGUGAUGCAGCGGCCCGCGUCCUGCGAGUUCCUGCACGGGCCGCUCACCUCGCAGCACGCCGCCCAGGUCGUCCGCGACGCGCUCGCCGUCGGCGCCGAGAAGCACUUCGAGAUCCUCUACUACCGCAAAGACGGCACCAAGUUCCUAUGCAGCCAGGUGAUAGCGCCUAUCAAGAGCGAAGUAGAUGACAUUUGCCUUUACAUUAUUAACUUCGAAGACCUGACUGCUCCACCAGCAGCUGAGGAAGACGUCGUACUGGCCGCCAACACCAAACUCAGCAAGCUGGACCGCGCGCGACAGUCGUUCCGGCAGUCGCUGCGGAUGGGGUCGCUACGUGGCCGCGGCCUUCGCCUCGCCGGCUACCUGACGCCGCCCAGCGACGUCACUGCCGAAGACGCUGACGGCGACGAAGAUCACGACCACGAGGCCACCAGGCCGAGUAUAGGUCGGAAAGAGAAGGACAAGGAGAAGGAGAAAGCGAAGGAGGAGGAGAAAGAGAAAGACAAGGACAAAGAACGACCGCUGGGCGAGACGCCGGCCGCGCCCAUCGCAUCACCGGAAGCCAUGUCGGAGGAAGCGGUACCAAGCGUGCCGCACGCUACGUCCCUAGACGCCAUCUCACGACGCCCUCGCCUGCCGGAGCCGCAGCAGCCACCCGCCAGGAGCGCCACCGUCGCAGGCCCCACAAGAAACCAUGUCUCUAAAGCAUUCCCAAUCACUUCAUCUGAAUCAGAUCUCCAGCGCGUUCGGACGACCACGUCGAUAUGGGAACGAGGUAGUCAUGAUAGGAAAUCACCUUCACUCAGCAAUGUUCCCUCCGACAGUCUGAAGCACAAGUUCUCCAUUCAAGAUAAUGGAUCAGCAAAAUUCUUCCAAGGUGCUCUGCACACUCCAAACAUGGGUGAGAAAGUGGCACAGGUGCUGUCGCUGGGCGCCGACGUGCUGCCCGAGUACAAGCUGCAGUCGCCGCGCAUCCACAAGUGGACAAUACUCCAUUACAGCCCCUUCAAGGCGGUGUGGGACUGGAUCAUAUUACUCCUCGUUAUGUAUACCGCCAUCUUCACGCCGUACGUCGCUGCUUUCUUGCUUAACGAAGCCGAUUUCAACACGAGAAAAAGCAAGAAAUACGGUGAAGAUCCUAUCGUCGUGAUAGACCUGAUCGUUGAUGUAACAUUCAUCAUAGACAUACUUAUAAAUUUCCGCACAACAUAUGUGAACAGCAAUGAAGAGGUAGUAUCUCAUCCAGGGAAGAUUGCAGUGCAUUACCUGAAAGGCUGGUUUGUAAUAGACUUGGUGGCUGCUAUUCCUUUUGAUCUUCUUCUUUUCAACUCAGACACUGAUGAGUUGGGCUUGGAUGCUGAUGAGACAACAACAUUGAUUGGUCUCCUGAAGACAGCAAGACUCUUGCGGUUGGUGAGAGUUGCUCGGAAGAUUGAUCGUUACUCAGAAUAUGGUGCUGCCGUCCUUCUGCUGCUUAUGGCUACUUUUGCUCUUAUUGCUCACUGGCUUGCAUGUAUAUGGUAUGCAAUUGGACAUGCUGAGCGAACCUUGAUGAAUAACAGAGUUGGUUGGCUAGAUAUAUUAGCUAAUGACACUCAUCAGUUUUACAAUGCCAAUAACACAGGAGGUCCAUCGAUAAAGUCGCGCUACAUCACUUCAUUGUACUUCACAUUCAGCAGUUUAACUUCUGUGGGAUUUGGAAAUGUAGCACCAAAUACAGAUUCAGAGAAGAUGUUCACUAUCUGUGUUAUGUUAGUUGGAUCACUUAUGUAUGCCAGCAUAUUUGGAAAUGUAUCUGCAAUCAUACAGCGACUGUAUUCAGGGACUGCAAGAUAUCAUACACAGAUGCUGAGGGUGAGAGAAUUCAUUCGUUUUCACCAGAUACCUAAUCCUUUACGCCAGAGGUUGGAAGAAUACUUUCAGCAUGCAUGGACAUAUACCAAUGGAAUUGAUAUGAACAGUGUACUUAAAGGUUUUCCUGAGUGCCUGCAGGCAGAUAUUUGCUUGCACCUAAAUCGUAACUUAUUGAGUAACUGUUCAGCCUUUGAAGGGGCUUCUCCUGGAUGCCUCAGAGCUCUGUCUUUGAAGUUCAAGACCACUCAUGCACCUCCUGGGGAUACCCUUGUACAUAAAGGUGAUGUUUUGACGUCACUAUAUUUCAUUGCUAGAGGGUCGAUAGAAAUACUAAAGGAUGAUAUUGUAAUGGCUAUUUUAGGAAAGGAUGAUAUUUUUGGGGAAAAUCCAUGUAUUCAUCCAACACUGGGCAAGUCAUCAUGUAAUGUGCGAGCCCUUACCUACUGCGAUCUGCAUAAAAUUCACCGUGAUGACCUUUUAGACGUACUAGAGUUAUAUCCUGAGUUUUAUAACUCAUUUUCUAACAAUCUUGAAAUUACAUUUAAUAUGAGAGAUGAGGAGCUUGCAGGCGUAGAUCCCAGAGCAGCUAGGAGGCAUAGAACAGGUUUAGCUUCUCGUUCAAGCUCACAAGACAGAGAUUCAGAUGUAAGAAGAUAUGCUUACAGACCACCUCGUCGUCGAACAUUUCAUCACAGAGGAUCAGGUGGUGGGCCAUGUGGGGAUGGCACUCUAGGAGGCAACAGUCAAGAUUCCAGUGAAGAUGGGUCUGAGUUUGAGAAGUCUGGUCAUGGCAUUCUAGAAUUCUCAGCAGAUAAGGCUGGUCGGGAUGUGACUCCAAUGAAUCUUGAAUUUGGAGAUGAUGACAGACAAGUGAAACCAGGAACACUUAAUUCAAUUGCUGGCAUGUUCUCGCAACUGAAAAGAAGCUUCACGGAUCUCCGCUUGCACAGGUCUUCCAGCCAGAGGCUCCACAACACUGACAUUAAGACUGGUGGCUUGACGAACACGGUGGUAGCACUGGACUCCCUCAUGAAAUCCAGCAGCCAUGGAAAUGGCAAGCACUCACAAGGUACUCCAAACGUGGGCCCAUCUCCUGCUGUAUCGGUCCACUGCUGCACCAAAGAGAACCAGCCAUUGCUUCACCAUCAAACUCCAAGUGCUCAACAAACAGUAUUAUCGACAGGAAGUUACCAAACUCCCGGUCACACUCGGGCCGAGUACACUGGCUCACCAGCUUGGACACAACCUGGGAGGGAACCUGAUGUCUAUGCAAUGAUAAAUCAGCUGAGCAGGCAAGUGCAGGCACUGGAACACAGUGUAGCUAGUGAUGUGAGAAUGAUACUUAGUAUUCUGAAGCAACAGCAGCAACAGGGUCACAGCUCUGAAUCAUCUGGCUCAUCAGUCAUACCUGAUGUGCGAGAGUCUUCUUCUGACUUUGGCCAGAGGUCAGGAAGAUCCUCCCGAGAUCAUGCUCCUAGUGCCCAGAGAAGUUAUAGUGCAUCUCACGAGACUCCAGCUUCAUUGCCUUCAAAUAAUUUCAGGCCAACACCAAUGGAAGAUUUCCGGCAUGCUGCCACUGGCAGUAACAGUAUGGAUUUACAACACCAGUCACACUCUCACCACUCCGUCCCACAGCAAGUGACUCCUGAACUUACCUCCAGGCAUCCACAUUACAAGCAUUCAGCAUCACGCAUUCCACAACGCAGUCAGUCACAACCAGUAGAUCUUAUGCAGGUACAGCAUCAGCACACACCAUCUUGGCAUCAACAACAUGGUGAUACUGAGAGUGAGGAUGCCUGGCCUGUUCAGCAUACUGCAGAUACUAGAAAAGAUGAUUUUUCAUUUAGAGGAACUGCGGCUGAAGAGACACCAUCAUGGGAUUUUAAAGAUGCUCCAGUGGCGCCUAUUGCUAGGCUAGAGUCAUUGGAUGAACUUGAUCAAGGACAGGACUCACAGAGUAGCAGCCCACGUGGUGCAACAUCUGGCCCAUCCACAACGGAAGUGAAAACGUCAGAUGUCUAGUCUACUCUCCACAAGUGUUUUUCAAGACACGUUCUUGUUGUCACUGAGAAAAAGACAUACAUGGACAAGUGAGCAAGAAACUCUUCAGGGAAUCACAGCCCAAAUGAAAUGGACUGUUUUAUAAUAGUCAAAACAUUGUCACAAGACAGUAGUGUUUUCAAUAAUUUGUAUUUUUUUUAAACACAUUACAAGAAUUUAUAUGAAAAUAUUACUUUGCAUUGUAAAAGAAAAAAACAUUGUGCAAUCACACAGUUAUUCACUCAUCUGAUGCUGCCUGAAUCAAAUAAUAUGGUAUUUUAAGGAAUGAUUCUUUAAAAUUGGGAUAAGUCAGUAGCUGUUAGCUAUUCACAGUGCUUGGCAACGCCACUAAAAUGAACUAAGAAAGUGGUGUACUGGACAGAGUUGUGUAUUCAUAGGCAACUGAAAGUCAGCAUAAAAUAGAAUAAUAUUAUAGUGUGUGAGAGAGGUUACAGAGGACAUACUGUUGUAAUCAGGACAUCUGACUCACUGUUAGUCAUGGACAAUGGCUCACAGUAACAUUAAUUAUACGUGAUAACAACUUGCGUAUGCUUUGGUCUUAACAAUUUAUAUAACUGAAUAAAUAAAUUUUCUUGAAGACUGGGCAUUCAUAUUCACAUAAAUUGAUUUUUUCGCAGAAGAAUUCUGUCUGUUGUUCUGCUAAAUGUUUUGGAGGUUUGACAUGAAAUCAUAAACUUUGGUCUAUUAACGCCUUUCUGUAGGUGACUGCUGCAGACAUGAACAUGCAAGACAUUGUUGCACAGUCAAGGAAGCGAUGUUUUAACUUGAGCUUUCUUGCAAAAACACACAGGUUACCAUUUCAUAAUACACACGUUUCUUUCUCCUUUUGGCAUUACUUACUUUGUGCUUCACAGUGACAGGCUUUUCACAUUAAAAUGUAUUGGAUACUUGUAAAAGGAACAUAAUUCCUAGUUUUAUAUUAUGAAACAUUCUUUGAGACUUAUUUUUAUUUAAUUUUCUAUCACAUUUGGACAUUCAAAGUAUUGAAUUAGUCUCCUAUUUUGAUCUAGCAUUUUUUAGCAUACAUGCAUAGCUACUAUGUGCGUUUACAAAAGUUAUUCUUGUUCUUUAAAAUACAUACUAAUUAAUUAACCACAUCUAUUCCAUUUUCCAUUUCAUGGAAUAAAAUGGAUACUCGUUUAUUUGUCCCAGUAGUAUUCACAGACAGUUCAUUGCUGAAACAAACUUACACUCAUAAUAGUGAGUUUCUGGAAAGGAGCCAAUGAACCACAAGUGACAUAACCAUGUUCUCCUACAUUUAAUGAGAUUUUGGUUUUGGGAACAACCACUGCAAUGUUUUGCAACAUAUUGCAUCAUGUGGUGCACCAAAAACCUAGUCCAAAACACCAAACAAAUUUUGCUAAAGAAGAUAAAAUUUUCUGAUGAUUAAUUUUGUACCUUUACUGUAAGUAAUAUUAACCUUCAGAAUGACAUGCUCAAAUAUAUCACUAUUUAUCACAUUUAAAUAUACUACUCUAUAUGUUCAAGAAAAUAUUGGCACAUGUGUCUUAUAAUUGUCAUUUUGCCUCACUUUUUGCUCAGUAUUCAUGGUCCCUGGUUUUGUUUUAUGCAGACAGAAAAUGAUGUAAGUUUGUCAAAAUUCUGGAAUGGAAUUCUUCAUUCUUUCCAACUUCUGUGAAUAAUGUAUUAUUAUACUUGUAUCAAUAUUUCAGUAUUUUUGUGAAGAGGGGAGGGGGGAAGAUAUCAAUUAACAGCAAUUGAUAACUUACAGAGCUCUGGGACUGAUUUAUGAGAAGAGAAUUUAGUCUCAUGCAACCUUCAUGUGCUAUCAAACAGAAAAUCAGGCAAACUACCCAUAAUGUCACUGUAAGCUGGUUUUUUCCUGUAGUGCUUGUGAUUACACUUAUAAGAAAUACUAAUUUCUUUAUUUCUAGUGACUCAGUACUUACACACCUGUUACUUUCUAUUCUUUAUUGGCUCACAAAACCCCUGUCUGAAUGUACAAUUCAUUUACUUUCUAUGUGUUUGUUAAGGUUUACACAGUAUUUUGUGUAGACAUUUGACACAGAGAAUUUGGUUUCAAACUGAUACAUUGUUUUCAGAAUUUAGUUUUAGUGUUAAAUAUUUAUACAUAUAUGAUGAAAACUGUGAUUAAUGCCGUAUAAUCUGAUACAGUAUCAUAUAAAUUUAUUUUAUCCUGAAGGUGCCCAAGCCUACAAAAAGUCACACACACACACACACACACACACACACACACACACACACACACACACACACACAAAAACAAACAAACAAACAAACAAACAAAAUGAAAUGGAAUCUCUGUGCAAAGUAUUUGUUACCAGAUUUUCAUGUUCUGCAAAUACAAUUACAAAAAGCCUGUCCAUUACACAUGGCAUAGUUAUACUUUCCAAUAUCAGUAUGAUUGCAAGCUACAGAUUCUACUGGAAACUUAUUUUAGAAAAAAGUAUUUUUCAAGUCAGAAGUAUUUUAUGAAUUUCAAGUGCUGUACCCUCUAGCCAUCAGAUUAAUAUAUUUUCACAUUCUAGUUAAUCUUUUGGUACACUAAGAAUAAUUCAUAGCCCAUAAGUAUGAAGGUGAAAAAUUUUGACUUGUCUUCAACUUUUGCCUUAAAAGUACUUUUUCCUCUUCAGAUGUAGUGAAUGCUGUGUUUUAUAACUCACAUUAUUGUACAGUAAUUAAAUUUUUCCAAUAUGUUCCUGCCAUUAAAGAAAUCUAAAAUGUCCAGUUUUGUCACUCUUAGAAUCAUAUUGUCUUUUGAUUUGCGUUUGUACUUAAUUUUAGAGCCUUUGCAGUUCCAGGUGUUUAGUAGUAUGAUGCACAUUUAUCAACAUUCUGUUGUCAACAAACAUCUUUCUUUAAUAGUUCUUGACAACAUCAAAAGUCUCGUUGGUGCCUAAAGGAAGAAAUCAGGGGCAAGGUUAAGGGAAAAAUGGUGCUUUUUUAGUGCACAUAUCACUAUUUCAUUAUUCAGAAUACAAAUUUAAAAAACAACUAUGCUAGGUUCACCAUACAUAAUGCCAUCACAAUUAAUAUAUUACUAGUUUUCAUAUCCAUCCAUACCGCUGAAUGAGAAUGUGUGAGUAGAAAUUAUGACCUAAGUAUUGUGUGUCAAACAUCUGAAGUGUUUCAGCAUUCAAUGAGUAUUACAAAUUGUUUAUUCGUUCUCUUCAUAAUUCUGUCCUUUCCUUCUCUUCGUGUUGCUGUCCUUUUUCAAAUGUUAUAAUGUCUUCACUAAUUGAUCCUCCAUUCUGUAUAUAGUUACAGAACACAACACAUUUGCUCAACUGUAUUUCAACAGAACUUAGUAAUUCCUGCAAGCUUGUUUAAUUGUAUAUUAUUAAAAAUGUGUCACUUCUUGCUUUCUACUUCAUCUCACGUAUUGUAUUAGUUAUGUCACUGAUAUAAGUAGCAAACUAACUGCAUCCUGAAGAAGUGUGUUCUCAAAUUUUGUACAUUUUUAAAGUAAUCAGUUAUCAGAUGCCCUUCUCCACUUGUUCCCCAAUGUAUGCCACCAGUUAUCAAUCAGACGGAAAUUAUAGCUUAUACAUUUCAUAUGAAGUUAUUAUGAAUUACACUCUUAUAAAUAUUUGGGAAACAUAACAUCAACAUUUGAUAUCCUGUUGAUAAGUGGUCAUUUUAUUUCUAAUUGUGGAGGUCAUGAGAAACAGUAGCAAUUCCAAGAUGUGUUGGCAGUAGUCUUCCAUUCAGAGAGAGGCUACUAAUGAUUGCUUUUCGAUGUCACAAAAUGUGGAGGCAUUUUUCUAUUGGCAGUGUGAUGCAGUUACAGAAUUAAUUUCUCCAGGAUGUACAUCUUGUGCACUUGUGUGUGUUAACCUUAGGUCAAAUGGUGAUACAGCUAUGCCUGUUCCAUCAUUUGGGUACAUGUGAAUGCAAAUAUUGAGCCUUUGUUCAUGAAAACAUAAUCUCUGUUAUUUUAGCAAAAAGCACGUGAAGUAAGUGCACAUUAUUUUUGUGAGAUCAUAUGUGUGUAUACCUGAUUUGUUAUGUAGAUAUCUGUUUCAAGAGAUUGCUCAUAAAUUGUAUACAUAUUUCCUUAUAAAAUAAUGGAACUAUGUUAACUACUUAUAUUACAGUGUGUACAUAAUGUGUAUAUUGUUAAGAGUUUUUUAUUUAUUGAAGUUGUUAUGUACUGUACAUAAUUUGUAGAUCAUGUUUCAUAUCUUAUCCAUCAGCAUAAAAGGCAUGCUUGGAUGAAACAGACAUGUAUUAGGUCUGUUAAUUAUUGAACAGUAAUGGAUAAUUUGUUUUAUAUUUGUUAUUGAUCCAGUGCAAAUAAUGAUUUCAUAUCAUCAGUAUACUGGAAUGAAUAAUUCUUAAGUUAAAUUUUCUUUCCUUUUUUCUAGUUUUUGAAAAUUGUUUUUCAGUUUCAUGUAAUAAGAAAUUGUAAGUUCAAAGUGAUCUGUAAAUGGAACUUCUGUAUAAAAUAUGAAUUAUCUCUUCAGAUUGUUCAUAAUGUAAUUCCAUAAAAGACUGCUUUGUAAUAGACUACACAAAUUCAUAAAAACACUAUAUAAUUUCAAACAUGCCGCAUUUGGAGGAACUGUGUAGGUACUUGGGGUAGUUAAACGAAACGUUUAUGACAUGUCAGUCUUCAGAUAAGAUGAGUGCAAGUGAGUCAUUGUGACAUGUUAAGUUGUUGUUAUUGUUAUUGUUGUUGUUGUUAUAAAAACACCAAAAUAAACAAAAACCUGUGAUUUUUUAUGAACUGCAACUGAACUGGCUCAAAAAGGAAAAUGAAACUUGAUAUAUCAUCGCAGGUGUUUGAAACACUUAUGGAACAUGGUUUUUGAAGAAUUUGGCUGUUAUAUCAAUAAUAAUUACAUAAAAUUUUUAAAUUUUAUAUUCUUUUUCAAUGAUCUUGUGAGCUCUUAAGGGGUGUCUGUAUUGCACAAAUAUAUAUUAAUUUAUAUAUAUAAUGCAAUGCAGAUCUAAUGCUGCUGUUGUCAUUUAUUAAGUGAAGAUGCUUUCACUCUAAAUGUUGACACUUUGUUCAACCACAGAUGUAAGGACUGGGUUCUUGCUUUGUAAGGGUGUUAAGUUUAAAAUAUCAAUAAUUUUACCACAUUUUUAUGACACUCUUUCUUGGCAUUAACAAGAUAUCUAACACUGCUGUCUGCCAGUCUAGCACAUGAAACAGAAUGCUACUGGACAAGUGAAAAGUGCCCUUAUUUUAAAUGCCUUACAGACUGUUUCAUUACUAUCUAUUGUGUUUAAAUUAUUAUUUUAAUUGUCAUAUUGGCAUUAGCAUUUUUUACAUGCAGAUAAAUUUUAAAGACUUAAAAUAAGGUAGCUGCAGAAGAAAUUUACACUUAGCUAUUUGGGAACAUAAAACAUUUAAUAAUAAUAAUAAUAAUAAUAAUAAUAAUUCAUCUGCUUCAAUGCAUAAAAAUCAUAAACAAGCACUAAGACACUGAUCUGAUUGAUAAAAGCCUUCUAUUAGUAUAUUUCUCUUUCAAAUUUUAUCAUUUCAUUGUGAGAGAAAGGUCUCAUAAUAAGCAGGUCCACAAUUUUAAAAUGAGUUUGUAUUUUGUGGGAAAGAAAUUAAGUUUUACUUCUACCUCUAUGUUCUUAACAGCCACAAACAAAAACUGUAAUGUUGUUCACUCUUUGUCUCAAGUAAUCUUUAUUGCAUUAUUUGUUUCUCUUUACUAGCUUUGUAAAGAAAAGCAGGUUAGAACAACGAAUGAGAGGCUCCUUGCAGUUUACUUUAUCCUUGUUGAAUGAUGUUUGACAAACAGACCUUCUAAUAAUUGGUGAGAUAUUAUGGUAAGGAAGUUUCUCAGAAUAACAUUCUUGUAUGAACAUUCACAGUGUCCUUGCCACAUCAGAUAAGAAUAAAAUUCUAGCUUGUGAUAUUAAUUUCCAUUGUUUUUGUGAGGUAGAUGAUGCUGUAUUCCAAACUGACACAACAAGUUUACUGAAAGUAUUUUAUACUAAUGACAACUAAGAUAUUUGUUUGCAGUUUCCGAAAUAUUAUCUGCAUCUCUGUUUCUCAAAGAUAUGCUACAAAGCCUUUACAUGAAAGAAGGAACUAUGACAGAUAAAUAUAUGCAUCACAUAUUGCAAGCAAUUUCUUUAGUUUGAUGUGAAGUACUAACUUAUUUAAUUUUAAAUGAACAGUAAUAUAAAUAAAUGGACAUUUGCCCCAUUACCUCUCCAGCCUUUAAGAUGUUCUGUUCUUUAACUGAGCAGUAGAACAUCUUCCUUGGAAUUUUGAAACUUUUUGUGUUUUCAGUCAAUGGCUUUCCAUUUUGUAAAUCAAAGUUUGAUGGAGGAUGCAUUUUAACAGAAUCCAUAGGAGACAGUGUGUGACAGGUUAUUGAUUCAGAAAUAGUGUUACGGUAGUUCUGUAGGGCUGCAUUGAAAAUUAUUUUCCUUUCUGUUCCAACCAUUUUAAUAACUGCAUCUUUAUCUAGUUCAAACUAUGUUUACUCAUGCAUCCACAUUUGUCAUUCAUUUGCCAUCACAAACAAAUUUGUCAUCAAUAUACUGUUGUGAAAUAUAUACUUACUUAACCCUAUUAUGGUCUACCUCAUAGUACAGAAAUGGAUAGAUAUAUGAAGAACAAACUAGCAGUAACAACUGUAUGUUGCAUCAUGCUGUGUAGUUCAUGGGCACAGGUGAUUGAUAUUGUCCUCCACUACCAGUGUGGGACUCUUUGAUAUGUAUUGGGAAUCAUGAUGAAACAUUGGCAGAUUAUUUAUAGGGCUGUCAGCUGAGGAAUCCAAAAUUCUCUCAGAGAUUUUGUUAUUAAAUGCAAGAGAAAAGUUGUGAGCAUUUAUUUAUUUACUAUAUUUCUUACUGCAAUGGUGACAUAAAUCAUGCAUAUUAACAACCAUAGCUAAAUUUCUUUCUUCUCAGUAGGUAGCAGCCACAUAAUGUAGUAAUUAUAAAUAGUUUGUAUGGCAGUAAUUUAAAUAAUAUUCCUAAAUUUUAAAAAUUAAAUAAAUUUUUAGUUUGGAACUGUAGUUUCCUCAUAAAUAUUCUGUACAUUUUUUAUUGCUCAGAACUAUUGGUUUCUUCUUAUAUGUUAUCAUUUCUUACCUUUUUUUGUAGUUGACAUUAUAGCAACGAACAAGGCAGUUAUCUGACAUUUGGCACCAUUUGUUCACUUUUUUCACAUUCAGAAGUCCCACUCAUUACUACAGCUGCUCUGAAGAUGUUUCAAUUUUUGUGUCUUCUGGCUGUAUUCCCAUUUCCUCUACAUCUUUGAUGUUCAUAUACCAUGGUAUUCUUUCUUGUUUUUGGCUUUGAGUCAAUGACAUUGAAGAUACUAUGUGUUCAUUUGGUGUAAUUCAUCCUUCUUUGUGCCCAUAAAAUCAGACUGUACAUGUUUGAUUUGUGCCCAUAAUAUUUGCAGUUUUGCAGUAACUUUGUAUUUUUUUUAUAUCAAUCACAUUUUUAUAUUCUUUUUCUUUCUCUUUGCUUUCUAAUUCCACUAGUAUGCAUCUUUCUGAGAUGAUAAGGAACUCAGCUACAUAAAGAAAUGAAAGAGUUGUGUUGUAUCGAAGAAUUUUGGUAUUUAUGGAAAAGCCCUUUUUCUUGUAAAUGUUUCAUAUGGUUUAGAAAGCUAUUUCCAUUAUUGAAGUCUUACUUUGAGGACUUGGUUAUCUAGCCAAUUGGGUGUAAUCAAUUUGCCCAGAAAUUUAAAGCUGUUAACAUGUUUUAUUGUUCCAUAUCUGGUUUAUAGUUAGUUUGUGUUGUCCAUGAAUUCGACAGUACUACUGCUCUUGUUGAAAGAGAUUUGCAAGACAGUUUUUCUGCUACUUCUUUCAGUCCAUUAAUUUGUUUUGUUGCAGUUUCAAAAUCUUAUCUCAUUAUGGCUAUAUCAUCUGCAAAAGCUAAACAUUUUAUUUCCACAUCUCUCUUCUUUGUCCCAGUUCUCAAAUAUUUAAACCAGUUUCAAAGUUUUAAUUCCUUGUGCCAUUCCUGUAUUAUUUUUUUCCAAUACACAGUUUAACAAGAGCAGUGAUAAGCUAUCUCCAUGUCAAAUGCAUAUAUUGAUUCAGACACUUUAGAGAAAAAUUCUUGGAAUAUUAUUUUUGACUUUGUGUUAGUUAGGAUUGCUCUUAUAAACCCUAGUAGUUUUUAAUCACCUAAAACUUAACCAGUUUGUUAAGUAUCAGAAUGGCCAAUGCAGUUGUAUACCUUUUUAACAUGUACAAGUUAUGUACAUGUUGUCUUGUCUCAGCAUAAAGUGUGUUGUUAACAUUUUUGGAAUCAGUAUUUGUCGUGUUGUUGUUGAUCCUUAUGUAUGCUCCUUGAUAUUCUUCCAGUUUAUGCUUGACUUGUUGUUUUAUCAAUUUUAAUAUGGACAGUGAUGUGACCUUGAAUGCUACUGAGAGUAAUGGGAUUCCCCAAGAACUGUUCACAUUUUCUUGUAGUCCCUCUUUCUCCUAUACCUUUACUAUGAUGUUACAUAAAUAAUCAACUGCUGCUUCAAGCAAAAGCUUCUAUAAUUCUGUUAUUAUGCAGACUUCAUUAGCAACUUUAGUCUGUGGAUAGAAUGCUUGAUUUUAUUGCAGUCUGGAGGAGGAGAGAACCCAUUUUAUCUGUUUAUUUGUUAUAACUGGAUUAAUUGGGUUUGGAUGAUUUUGAAGUUUUUUAAAAGCAAUUUUCAAGGCUUUUGCAAUUUUCUUCAUUUGACAUAGCUAGUUAUCCAUAUUCUGGUUGAAAACAAAUGAAUGGGGUUUCUAUCUUUUUAUCCUUUUUUAAAAUUCCUAUAAUAUUCACAGAAUGUAUUUUGUUGGUAGUUUUGCUCUACAUUGUUCAGUACUUCCUUUUGAUUUUUAGACUUCCCACUGUGUAUGUUUUGUGCUGUAUUUUUAUCAUUAGGUUGCAUAUAUACCACAUUUUUUCUUACUUUCUUGGAUUUGUUGUAUUUUCUCCAAGCAGUUACAAUGUCCUUUUAUACCUAUUGACAGCUGUCAUUCCACUAUGGAUGGCUACCAACUGUCAUUCCAUAUUUUUGAAGCCUUUUAUAGUAGUUCUGCUAGCACUUUGGACUUUCGUUUUUUUAAUCAAGACACAGCUGUUGUGUUCCAUUUAUUAUUAUGAAUCAUUAGUAUGAGCUUCAUAAUUGAACCACACUGAUAACAGUCUUUAUUCAUACCUAUUUUGACUGUGACAGUCAUUAUUUAAUACUGUGCUUCAAGGUAUAGCCAUAUGGUCUAUUUAGAUAUUUCCAGCUGCUGCGAUAAGUGAGUGUGUUAAGUGAUUGCAACAUUGUUUUCUUUCUGAGGAUGAAUCAAAAGUGUGUGGACAUUAGCUGAUGAUUGUGGCUUUCCCAAAAUUUUUUGGUCUUUUUGUUUGUGAGGUAGUGCUCAACAAUAGUUCUAUAGAUCUUUUCCCACACAAACUGAGCAUUAAAAUCAACCAUUAAGAUCUUCAUAUUUGGUUCUAUGGUACUUGCCAUUCUUGAAGUCAUAGAGUUUUAAAUUUCUCUGUGUUUCGAAAAUGCUUUCAAUUUAUACCAUCUGUUCGGGUAUGGAUGUCAAUAAACAUAUAUGUUUUGUUGUAUAGCAUGUGCAUAGCAAACUUGUGGGUUAAAAAUUUAAGUGAGAUCGAAGUUUGUUGUUGUAAACAGCAAAGGGUGUGCCAGCAACUGGGGUUUUUAUUCCAUCACUCUUUUUUGGGCUUUAUUCUUAAAGAAAUUCAUAUAAUUUAAAAAUUUCUGCAUCUUGAAUGUGGAUUCCUCAUAGGUUAUUUUAUUUUUACUAAAAAUAAUAAGCAGAGCUGCUACAAUCAAUGAGUGCCAUUACCACUGUCAUGAAACAUUGUUUUGGAAUUAGAUUUGUUCACAAAUUUGUCAUUUCUAGGUGGCCCUUUAGUCUCUGCUGCUAAUUUGCUUUAAAUAUCUGUUUGUUUAUUCAGUUUUCACCUUUCAAGUAUCUAUGCAUCUCUUACCUUGGUUAGCACACGGAACUCACACUCAGGACAUUAUUUGUGAUUCCUUUCUAGUGGUUAGUUACUUAUUUGUGAUGUGGCUCCCUUUCAGCCUCCAAAAGGCAGCUAUAGGACUGGGAUAUUUCCUACUGUUUCACUAAUACUGCAUUGCGCAGGAGGAUUAUUUUGUGUGUGUGUGUGUGUGUGUGUGUGUGUGUGUGUGUGUGUGUGUGUGUGUAUCAGGGGAGAUGUAGGGUGGAGGAUGGUGCAAUUUUACUGUUGCUCUUUCCUGUGAAAUACAUAGAGCAGUUGGAAUACUCUCUGACAAAUAUGGGAAAGGGGCUUCAGAAAUAGUGGGCUGCAUCCUCUGAAAAUGGUUGGUACUGUCCUUAGGUUGGGUUAAAACAUUAUCAGUGUUAUGUUUGUUGGACUGUUAUCACAUAAUCUGAAAAAAUUCUGUAAAUUUAAUUAAUUCUGGCUUUGAAAGUCUGCACUGUAUUACUGUAAACAAAAUUUUGAUAUAAAUGCUGCUGCCACUGUAUGUUGGAGGACUCCAGAAAGUUCGUUUGAUACUGGCCUAUGAAAAAAAAAAUUCUCAAGAAUGAAAAUGGGUUUAUUUGUCAGUUGUCAGAUGUUUGCCACAUAUAUCAGACAUCAGGUGUCAUACACAUAAUGUGUGUUUCUAACAUAAUAAUCAAUCCCAUUUACAUAUUCAGCUUGGUGACAGAAAUUCAGUUUUUCUAUAAAUAACUAUGACUGUCAUACAUGUAUGUGUCACAAAACAGUCACAGAAUCCUUAGUUUUAUACAGUAUUAUCAUAAUGAAUUCUUAUGGCCUGUGGAGAUGUUCAUAUUACCAAACAUUUACAUUAUUCGUUGCUAUGCCAUAAAUGGCAUUCAUUGCUGUUGUGAAUUAUAUCUUUUGGCUCUAGUGUAUAUCUUCUUAAGCUCGUAAAGGAAAAAUUCUGUCAUAUAAACUCAUUUGCUUUAUUCCAAACAUAAUUCUUAGAAACUGAAAAUGGGUAAUUUACAAUUUCUACCUACAGCUUUAUGUUGAAAGAGCAUCCAAAACUUAUUUAUUGCAGUAAUAUUGACACUAACUUACACUGUAAGUCUCUAUUCAUUUAUGUGUCUCUUUUGUUUGAGGUGCACAAUGUAUCCAUAUCUGCCUAUGCUGAACUUUUAUUUUUUGCAUAUUUUUAAAUGACCAAAUUUUUUCUUCUUUCCAUCUCUCAUGACAAUAAGAAUUACAAGUUAUAAAGAAUUACAGAAAUACACCUAGUAAGUGAAUGAGCCAUUACAGUAUGUUGUUAGGUAAAAACAAUUAUUUAACAAAGAGUGCAAGAGAUAUUUCCAUCUCUUAGUAAAUAUCUCACUUGUUAUUAGAGUGGUCUCACAUUUUAGAAAAAUUUCAUUUGUUUUUAACUUUAAUGAACAACAGAUUAUUAACAUGCAUUUAUGACAGUUUGCUAGUAUAAAAUCGACUUAAAAAUUUCAGUGAGUAGGUUUUCAUCGCAUACAAAUAGAUGUAAGUACUGAAAGACCUGCAGGUAAUGUAAUAAAUGGUGCAAUAUAAUGUCUGAGAAGUAUGCAGUGUGUUUCAUAUUGUGAUUUUUGCUGUCACGGUGCUUGCAUUAAUGCAAAUGUGUUGUUUCUAUAGAGAAACUGUGAUUAAAGCACAAGUAUCAUUAUAUUAUGAUGUCACAAAGAGCUAAUUUAAAUGUUACUCUUUUUAAUGAUAUAUAUGUAAAUAUCCAUAUACUGUUUAUACUUGCAUUUGUUUGGGGAAGUAAAUAGAUAGUACAAGAUAUUCUGAGUGUUAUUCUUUUUAUUGUUAAGUGUAUAUAAACAUUCCACUUAUAAUGUUGACUUUCAUGUAUAACAUAUGCUGUGUUCAAAUGAGGUUUAGUUGUCACAUUGGAUUAUAGAUUACUUAAUUCUACCAUGUGUACUUUUAAUGUGAAAGCUUUGAACUUACAACUGCAGGUUCAACAAACAUUCAAUAAAAGACAUGUGAUUAAUGCUAACAGUAAAUAUAAAAUACUUACACCGGAGAUAAUUUUUGUAUAUACUCUUAAUGGAGCACAAUCUGUUGCUAAAUACAGAAAAAAGAUGUCUGCUGUGCAAUCGACUCUUUUCAUAUCUGUUGUUUUAAUUUUAUCUGUUUCCCAAUUAGGUGCAUCUCUCCAAGUAAACUUGUACCCUCUUCUUAGUAAUGGACACACAUUUUCAUAGUUAUCAUUUUUCUUUACUGAUUUUUAAAUAGUGAAGAAUUAUGGCCUAUAACCUAACUUAUUAGUUGUUUUUAUGGGUCAUUAUUAAAUAAAUUGACAAAAAUUACCAAAUGCUGAAACAACUGUGACACAAGAAGAAGAACAGUGUGUCUACAGAAACAUAUGGGCUUUCCCAACAUCAUUGAAGGCUGAGAAGGCAAACUGUACAAUAAUCUUGUGUGUAUGUUUAGCUGUCAGUGUUCAAAGACUGAUUGUUCACAUGCAAUCUUCCGUAAAUCAGCUGUGCCAUGUCUCAUUUCCCUAAGCAAUAGAAAUCCAUAUACAUUUGUACUUAUUACUUAUUUCAAACAAAGCAAGAAUCAAACUGUUUUAAUCGCCUAUGAGAUCAUGACUACAUUCUGUUUUGCAAAUUUCCCACAUUAUUUUCCAAGAGUACUUUUGCCUGCAUACUGUUUCUCUCAUUAAUUAUAGUCAACUUAGUAGUGUGAAUGGUUAUUGUAAGCUGUACAUAGGAAACAGCAUCAAGAUUUUGUCUCAUAAUGUAGUGGUCUGAUUAUAAUUUUAGCUUCUAAAUAGACUACAAUUUUUAAAUUAUAUAUAAUCAGAUUAUGCUGAUUGUAUGGCAUAAGACAAGAUGUAUGGCAGUAAUACUUUCUGCUAAUCAUCAUUUUUCAAAAGGUGCACUCCUUGAGAUUCAUCUACUCUACAAUUCCUACGUAAAGAGGUGUGUGUGAUGUACUGAGUAGAACAGUGUGUACAGUGAUGUCAGGACAAAUAUGAAAGUGACAGACAAGUUUCAUACUUUUUGCUGUGUGUACAGUGAUACAUUACAAAAUUUGUCUUGUACCUAAUAAUUUUUUUCACCUUUGAGGGAUAUUUUGCACUGUUUUAAGCAUGAAGAAUAUUUUUGUUUACAUGACAUUGUUUUGUGCUUUUGCAAAUGGCCAUGAUUAAAGAAUAUUUAUUAUGUA
Molecule: messenger RNA, 17466 nt
Organism: Schistocerca gregaria
Lineage: Eukaryota; Metazoa; Arthropoda; Insecta; Orthoptera; Acrididae
Gene: sei
Product: potassium voltage-gated channel subfamily H member 6
Exons: 28
Coding region: 283-4332 (1349 amino acids)
Biological process (GO): membrane repolarization during action potential; potassium ion transmembrane transport
Cellular component (GO): membrane
Molecular function (GO): inward rectifier potassium channel activity
Source: RefSeq, a predicted model, not a curated record